Messenger RNA from Verticillium alfalfae VaMs.102, 1275 nucleotides. Its product is annotated as polyamine oxidase. Bases 1 to 1275 code for a protein of 424 amino acids. Gene Ontology annotation, molecular function: oxidoreductase activity. The record is from RefSeq and is a predicted model, not a curated record. Lineage: Eukaryota; Fungi; Ascomycota; Sordariomycetes; Glomerellales; Plectosphaerellaceae. The transcript has 5 exons.
AUGCGAGCUUAUCAGGUCGUGCGGGGAACGUUGGGCUGCCUUGGAAACCUUGGGAUUAGUGUGGGCAGCAAGCUCGUGAGCCUCGGCGCGAACUGGAUCGAGGGCGUCGGCGCCACAGGACCUGUCAAGAACCCGAUCCUCGAGGCCACCGACAAGGCCAAGAUCAAGAGCGUCUUCUCCAACUACAGCGCCCUUGUCUCCUAUGACCACCAAGGCGCAAACGAUUACCUCCACCUCCUCGACGAGUACGACGGCAACUUCACCAUCGCCACGCAAGACGCCGCCUCCAUUCUCGAAAACGACCUCCAGGACUCGUCGAUGCGCGCCGGCCUCAGCGUCGCCGGGUGGAAGCCUGGCCGCGAUAUGCUCGCCCAGGCCUCCGAGUGGUGGAGCUGGGACUUUGGCGUCUCCUGGUCGCCCGACGAGUGCGGCUUCCAGUUCGGCAUCACCGGGGACAACGAGACCUUCAACCGCUUCGGCGACGAGCGCUACCUCGCCAUCGAGGAGCGCGGCCUCAACGCCUUUGUCCGCGAGGAGGCCCUGACCUUCCUCGACGGUAUCGAGGACCCCAGGCUGCUCCUCAACACCACUGUCGACGCCAUCGAGCACAGCACCAAGGGCGUCGUCGUGCACGACCGCAACGGCGGCUGCGUCGAGGCGGAGUACGCCAUCUGCACCUUCUCCGUCGGCGUGCUGCAGAACGAUGUUGUCGAGUUCAAGCCUCGCCUGCCCGUGUGGAAGCGCGAGGCCAUUGAGCAGUUCCAGAUGGGCACCUACACCAAGAUCUUCAUGCAGUUCAACGAGUCCUUCUGGCCCGAAGACGCGCAGUUCCUCCUCUACGCCGACGAGGACGAACCAUUCCGCGCCGAGCAGCAGACAGACGAGGAGACCAAGGCGCAGAUUCUCGCGGUGCUGCGCAAGAUGUUCCCUGACGCGAACGUGCCCGAGCCGACGGCUUUCAUGUACCCCCGUUGGGGCCAAGAAGACAACUGGCCGGUCGGCAUGACCCUGACCAAGCACCAGAACUUGCGUGCCAACGUCGGCCGCCUCUGGUUCUCAGGCGAGGCAAAUUCGGCCAAGUACUACGGGUUCAUGCACGGAGCGUACUACGAAGGCAAGGACGCCGGCGAGCGCAUCGCGGCCAUGGUCAAAGGCGAGCCCAUCAUCAACCAGGACACGGCCCCCGACGGGCAGCUGAAGCGGUACGAGAAGCUGUACGGGUCCGUCAAUAUGAACGAAUACAAUGAAGGCAACGGGUGGCCGGAUGAUGAGUAG